AUGGCAAGAACAGGUCAUUCCACCAACACGACUUCCGGAAAACACAGGAUGCGUCAACCACAGUCUCAGAAGCUCACGGACAAGGAGAUUUUGGAGUUGAAGAACUACCUUCCUGAGGCGGCCAGGUUGUUUGCUCCUAAGUUGGACCAAAAACAAUGGAAAAAGAGGAAGCAGGUGUACAAGACUUGGUUGUUCAACAACAAGAAAAAGAAGGAAAGGAAGGACAUGAUCAAGUAUGGGAGGAAAUGGACUCCCAGGAUGGUGGUCUACCAGCAAAAACGCGAAGAGGUGCUGAAGAGGAUUGACGACGAGUCCAGGGUAAAGCCAGGAGAUCCUGGUAUGUUCAAACAUUAUCAGGCGGCGGUGAAGAGAGUCAUGGCUGAAUUGGAUGACGAUGAGUUGGAGAAGGCUAAAGAAACAGCCAAAGAGUGGUCCAACAACUGUCCGCCUCCAGAGAUACAAGCACAAGUCGCUCGUAAGAAGGGUCCGGCAUAUAUGGAGCACUUUUCGAAUGAGAUGUGGAGGCAAUGUGGGAUGAGAGUGUUUGUGAUGUCGGCUUGGAAGAAUGAAAAGGGCGAGGUGCUGUUCGGGAUGCAUGAUGAUAAUGAGGCCUUAGGAGAUGGGGACAGCUUCAUGAAGACGAAGGACUGGGAGGACAUUGAGCCAGUGUGGCAGGAGUACGCGCAGGAACAGUUCAGGUUAGAUAUGGAUAUCAACCUGUCAACGAGUUCUGCUGGGACAUACAGAUGUACAGACAUCGUUAUGGGAGAUGAUGAGGCUGCACCACUUUAUAUGGGCACAUAUGAAUGUACGGACAUCGUUAUGGAAGAUGACGAGAACGGCCCCCUCGCCAUUCUUCCAGCGAAAAUCAUUGCCAGCAGUGAGAGCGAGGCAUACCAGGCCCCCCUAACGGACACAGAUGACUAUCUCAUACCACUUGCGGUCGCACACAGUAUCGUGGAUGGUGUGAGUGGACAUGACUUUGAGCAUGACAUCACUCCUGAUGAAGAUGUAGGAUUCAUGAUGCCAGGAGAAUAUGUGGAGGCUGAGCUGUAA
Messenger RNA from Suillus fuscotomentosus, 1056 nucleotides. RefSeq lists its product as uncharacterized. NCBI's taxonomy places the organism in Eukaryota, Fungi, Basidiomycota, Agaricomycetes, Boletales, Suillaceae. The record is from RefSeq and is a predicted model, not a curated record. The transcript is spliced from 8 exons. Bases 1 to 1056 code for a protein of 351 amino acids.